This is a messenger RNA of Lytechinus pictus (painted urchin), 1380 nucleotides long. RefSeq names its product E3 ubiquitin-protein ligase TRIM45-like. The record is from RefSeq and is a predicted model, not a curated record. The transcript has a single exon. Lineage: Eukaryota; Metazoa; Echinodermata; Echinoidea; Temnopleuroida; Toxopneustidae. Gene Ontology annotation, biological process: protein monoubiquitination. Gene Ontology annotation, molecular function: ubiquitin protein ligase activity; zinc ion binding. The coding region runs from base 1 to 1380 and encodes 459 amino acids.
AUGCACAAGAUGGCUUCAGCCAAGCAACUAUCAGAUAGUCUAGAAUGCCCGAUCUGCCAUGAUCUACUCUGCAAUCCUAAAAUUCUGCCAUGUUCACAUUCUUUUUGCACAAGUUGUUUGAACGAAUUUCAUUCUUAUCAACAAGCUGAUUUGGAGAUACGUUGCCCAGUGUGUCGUCGAGGUGUAACUGUGCCGCGAAACGACGUAUCCAACUUUCCGACAAAUCAGAUUGUCAAGUCCCUCGUCGAAGAUUUCAAAAGGAGAUCCGAUGCUAAGGCUGAACGUAUCAAAGGGAGCGGAGCAAUCGCCAUUCAAACUUGCACGGUUUGUCAUGGUGAUGAUCAAGACCUAGCAACCUACUACUGCCAGAACUGUACGGAGUUCCUUUGUGAAGAUUGCUUGCAACACCACGAUAGAUACAAGCGGAAUACAUACCAUGAGACGGUGAAAGUUAGAGAUAUUGAGGCAGGAGUUGUCAAAAAGAAAUUCACAUGCCCUGAACAUCCACAGGAACUGCAGCAGUUCGUGUGUACUACAUGUCUGGUUCGGAUCUGUUGCAGAUGUCGGGAGGUCAAACACAAGGAAGAUCGGCAUGAAGUCGUCGAGAUGACUGGGUAUGAAGAAAUUCAAGAAAAGACAAUAGAUUGUCUUUUACUGAAAAUAGAACAAACCUCUGUUGAUAUUCAAAACAACAUAACGUUUGUGAAUAAGAAGCUCCGAAAAGUGAAAAACAUUGUAUCUCAACGACGACAAAAACUUAUAAGUACUUACGACUCUGCAGAAGAACAAUUGCGAAGAAGGAGAGAUGAAUUAUUCGAAGAAUGCAAUAUGUAUGGCAACACACUCUGUCAGGAGUUAGAAGAAAUAAUUGGUAGGCAUUACAACUUCCUAGAUACUCUAACUGCUCAGGCUACACUUGUAACCGACGGUCUAACAAGCCUACAUCAGCCAGACCAAUUACUAUCUAAACAGGCAAGGCAAGUUGAAGGUCUUGACAUUUUUCUGGAAGAAGCUGUUCCCUCGCUUUUGUCCAAGUCAUCACGCGUAGCACAUCGUGCAGAGUCUCUUACUUUUUGUCCGGCUGCUACCACAAGUUUUGACUUAGGUACGUUCCAUAUAGAGGAAUGGUUCCCAGAAGAAGACCAAGAAGACAUCGGUGGUGAAGAGGGAUGGGUGUUUAUCCCCGUGGGUGAAGGAACGAACUGCUUAAAUCAGACAGAGACAAUGAAUGCAACUUGUGUACCUAUGGGAGAACAAAGCGAAGGGGCUUCUGUUGAGUCCUUGCCAGGAAGUAAGAAGGCUCCGUUGCGUUCUUUCUUUGCAAGUCUUUCCACAAGAAUAAAACGCAGAACUAGAAUUCGAGACCAGCUGCUGCAGUGA